AUGCUAGUCAUUUAUUCAUGUGUAGAGGAAAGGUGUAUUUUCUUUAUCGAUUUUCGUUCUAUACUAUUUCCUUCUAUAUUAUACUAUACUGUAGCGUACUUUCUACACUGCACACCACUGCACACCACUACACUAUUUGAUCUCCUUCUGUAUAUCUCACUGCCUCACUUGUUCACAAACACAAGCAUGAAAAGACAGUGCUCCAAUCGUUCUGAUGUUAAGAGAAUCCGUCUAAGCAAGGAGAGACUCCUUGUGAGACUCCCAGGCGAGGUGCUGGACCUUGUCCUCCAACACCUCUCACGGGUCGACCUUCUCCAUGUUAGCAUGGCUGACCGCCGACAUCGAAGUCUAGUCUAUGAGAGAAUCUUUGCCGAGGUUGCCCUACAUUGGCGAGACAUUGACGCCUUUGUGAAACACUUCAAACAGACGGACCUGGUAAAGAAGCUACGCAUUAGAUGUGACCCCACAAACGAGCGUGAGACCAACCAUGGGGAGUGGAACGUCUCCCUAGGGGAAGUGUUGCGGCGAUGUUGCCAACUAGAGGAGAUGGAGAUUGGUCUAUUGGCGAGUGGUCGAAGCCUCAAGUACAAGGACGAUUUCCCCAUUGAGUAUGGUGACAAGAUCCGCAAACUGACCCUUGUUAGCCAUUGUCAGGAUAACCAAAGUUAUGGCGAGUACAGUGACAAGAGUCUCUUUGAGACCACACAGAUUCGGUAUUUCCGUCGACUCGAAUGUCUACACCUUAAUGGAUUCUCCCUUGGUGUAGAUAAGUACGUUACAGUUGGAGAUUCAUCGUCUCCACAUGGGGGGGAACUCCCUCAUCUGAGAGAGGUGAAUCUUACAAACUGUACAUGGAGCUACCCAGAGAAUGCCAUUGAUAUAUUUAAGCUUCACGCGCAUGCGCCACUCGAGCACGUGCAGCUCGAGUACACGCGUGGCGCAGCGUUUGUGCAUAGCGAAAGAUUCAAGAGUCUCGUUACUUUGGAACGCCGUAGAAGGGACGGCUCGGCAGCGCAUGCGCCACACGCCCGCGGGCCCGAGUCACGUGUCUACGUGGCGGGGGAGCGGAUAUUGUAA
This is a messenger RNA of Pichia kudriavzevii, 1077 nucleotides long. RefSeq lists its product as uncharacterized. The transcript has a single exon. Bases 1 to 1077 code for a protein of 358 amino acids. Gene Ontology annotation, molecular function: protein binding. The record is from RefSeq and is a predicted model, not a curated record. NCBI's taxonomy places the organism in Eukaryota, Fungi, Ascomycota, Pichiomycetes, Pichiales, Pichiaceae.